Mercenaria mercenaria is the source of this 5983-nucleotide messenger RNA. RefSeq names its product E3 ubiquitin-protein ligase SH3RF1-like. The transcript has 6 exons. The coding region runs from base 4586 to 5968 and encodes 460 amino acids. NCBI's taxonomy places the organism in Eukaryota, Metazoa, Mollusca, Bivalvia, Venerida, Veneridae. The record is from RefSeq and is a predicted model, not a curated record. Gene Ontology annotation, molecular function: protein binding.
GGUUAAUGGUACUAUCUGGAUUAAAAGAUUGACAAGUUCACUAUAUAAAUAUAGCUGGGUAAGGGUUAAUAUCGACCAAACAGUUCAUUUAUUGAUAUGUUAUUUAUAUGCAGGCUUUUACAAUUCCCUGCAGUUUUGAAUGCUUAUACAUAGCCAAGAGAAUGUUGCUUAUCAACUAUUCAAGUAUGAAUUGGAAGUGGAAUUUUUAACAAAAUUGUUCUCUGAGGACAAUGGCAGAAUAGCUGCAGCUGCAGGAGGUAUCUGUGUAAACACCUGGUAGAACUAAUCACCAGAUUAUCCAGACAUAGAAGUAAAUUUGUGUUAAUUGUUUUAAGAACCAGCAAUUUACAUUCCGGUAGUUACCAGGAAACUGUUUAAUUAAUCUGCAGAUAUUUUAUCAAAGCUGUAGGGCAUGCCUCUAUGUUUUGUCAUUUUGAGCAGGGUGACCUGUUAGUCAGCCUAGGAAUCCAGUCUGACAAUUCAUGACUUUUUUUCUACCUGCAAAUUGACAGCUUUGGGAAACCCGUUUUUCUGCCGCAGCGCCACCUACAUUACACCCGAAAUAUGCGUGUGUAUGAUAAAAAACAAUAACUUCUGAAAGCAGUAAUCCAUGGCUAAAAAUAGAAACUGAAUUCUCAUAGAAAAGACGGAUUGGAAUCCUGUACUUAUGAAGGUUUCCGAACAUUUUCGGGCCAUAGACAAAUACCAGUUUGUACCUCCCAUAGCUUUUCCAGCAAGUUGUAACAACUUUUAAGAUAUUUCAGAAUAAUCUUAAACGAGCAUCAUAGCUAUCAAAUUGUAAGAUGUUAUAAUUUUCAGCAGCAUUUUCUCAAUUUCGUUUCAAACAAACGCAAAUAUGAUCACAUGUUAAUUAGGCUAUUUAUAGAAAAUCUAUAAUCAGUUAGUGACAUAUUUCCCCAGGCAUUGAUAAUAUCAGAAACUCGAUGAAUGCCAAUUAACACUAAUUAGUGCAAAUUAAGUGGGAUCUUUAAUGCAUAGAUAUUAGGUAUGAUUUCUUCUGACAAAGCACAAAUAUUAUCAACGGCUUCGCAGGCUAUCAGUUAGUAUACAUUGAUAGUUGGUCUUCCGUUGACCUGCGUCUAUAUUUUUACUUAAAUAUCAUCUCCUCUGAAACUGCUGGUCUGAAUUACUCCAAACUUGGUGACAUAACAUUCUGGCAUGGACCUCUAUCAAAUUUAUUAAAACGUACAUCAUGUUUCAGGGACUGGCAAAGUGAAAAAUAGAAUUUUUUUCAGAUGGGUUCACUGGGGUAUUAGGGGACUCCAGAGCUUAAACUAGAAAAAAAAGAGUAAACAUCUACUCAUUAUGAAGUUUGUUCUAAUGGUUAUAGUAGAAAAAUACCACCAAACACGAAAAACUAUUACAAUUUUAAUAUACUGACGUUUCCCCGAAAGGCUUCAUCAAGGUAAUACAUAAAUAGCGGAACUGACGUAACGUAAGCGUGAAAAAUAGCGUCAACGCGCUUAACAACGUUACAUACAUAAGUGGCAAAAUGCAUUUAACAAAAAUGCAACAAAGGUAUAUUUGGAAUAUCAGGCUAUCGGAUGGUUAGGCAUUUUGGGUCAUCAUAGCAAACUAUAGAAAAAACUUUCAAUAAACUUUAAUGAACUGCUUAAAGGAUAUUCACCAAACUUGGUCAGAAACAAGGUCAAAUUGUCAGGGUCCCCUUCAGAUGAGCAACUUAGGCCCAUUUAGACCUCUUGUUCUUCAAUAAAAAAAAUUUCCCAUGGAAUUAAUAUACAUGAACAAUUGGAACAUGAUAUGCAAUCUUUUCACGAGUGGCAUACGCUUAAAUGAAUUGUAAAAUCUGGUGUUCUUUAUCUUGAAUAUAAAACAAAUCAAUGUCUUUUUUAUUUCAUGUCUUUUGAAUUGUUUUAAAAAUUUUUUACAUGUUUUGUAGCUUCGAUAUUUGCACUCAGUUGUUCUAUUUCACUGGAAAUUACAAGAUAUAAUUCAAUCUUACAUUUCAGUAAUUCACAGGAAAAAAACCCAAAAAAUUAUGCUAUUCAUCAGGAGGCAUGAUCAUCUAUUAUUAAUACUGAGCUUUUAAAUAUUAAUAAUGAGUAUAUAUGUUUUAUGAAUAAAGGAGUUGUAGCGAAACGUCACAUGGCUGGAGAACACUGGCUCACUCAUGCAACUCAUCAGGUCCACGUCCAUUUUCUUUCUAUGCUUUGAUCACUGGAAACCCAGGAGAACCUGAGGGUUUUGCUCCGUCCCUGCGACCUUCAGUGAUUGGCAUUUUACUUUAUUGAUUACAAUUACUGGAAAACUUUGUACAUCCAUUUAAAAUUUGAUUGUUUGUAGGUCUGUUAUCAUUCUUCCUGAUGUUUUGUUGUGUAGAUUUCAAGGGCAAAAGUUUUAUCUUGUCUGAAUAUCAAUUGAUCUGCUUCUUUCUGCCAUAACAAAUUUAUCAAUAUAUUGACGAGUUGUCAAUAUAAACUAAUUUGCCUGUUGAAGUUUUAGUGACAAUCCUAUGUUUUAUUUUGUUUGAUAUAAUUAUGUUUUUUUCACUAGUACUUAAAUUAUGUUAUUAUAAUAACCUAAGUAAUGUUCUUGGAUUCUGCACUACCUAGUACUGACUUGUUCUUCGCUGGUAACUGGCAACUUCUCUACAAAUAUCUUACGCUUUUCAUGACCAAUUUACAGAGAUUUGGCAAAAUAUAGACAGCAGCCAAGAGAAGAACAAGCAGUUAUUGUUUAUAUACUGACAAUUUCUAUGCUUUCAGCUUGAUUUUUUUGAAACUGGAUUCCAAGAGCUUUAGCAUCUAUAGAUAGAAAAUCAUCUUGCAGACUGGAAUGUUGUUAUUUUCUCUAUGUAUGAAAUAUGAUCUUUUGAGCUUAGAUAGACCAUCAUGUGGUGGAAAUAUAAUCGGCAGCUGUCACAUUUAUAGAUUCUGGUAGUGACUUCCCGCCAUGAUGAAAAAAAUCAUACUUAUGAAAACCGCUUAUGUUGGUAAGGCGUAAUAAGUUAGUGAAUUGGACAGGAUAAGUAAGAUAUUUUAUUCUGCAAUGAUAAUAGUGAAUUCUGGACUUAUUUCAUUCAUGUUAAGUGAUUUAUGUACAUAUGAACUUUUCUUAGUAAAAUUAAGUGACUUUAAUAAUCAACGUAUUAGAUAGUGCAAUUUCAGUAAUUGUGUGAAUGUAUUUGGGAAAUAUAAUAAAACCAGAGCAAACUGAAGAUUUUUACGGCAUCUUGAAGUGUUCUUGGUUUUAAAUUUCUUUUGAAGAUUUCAUUCUAUAAUUAUUAUGCUGUGCCAUAAAGGAAUUAAAGUGAUCUAAUAUGAGUAAUUUAUUUGAGAUCUAACGGUGCCAUUUUUCAUUUGAAAUUCUCAUUUGCAUCCUGGGAUUGAAUUGCAGAAGCGAAGAUUAAUAUCUUUUCCAUGGUUACUUUUAUGAAAUUGAUUUUAAUUAAAUGUUUUUCCCUAGUACAGUUUUUGUUGCAGAGCUUGAAUGUGAAGUGAUGUGAUAAAGAAUGUCGGGUUAGAAAUUGGGUCAUUUUGACAAAGAAAAAAAAACAACAGAAUCUUCUGGAUUUUUAGAGAUAUAAUGAUUUGGGACAAAGAAAUGUCGGAUCUUGAAUGUAGUAUUCCAACUGUUAAUGAAGAUGUGCACAUGUGAUUAUUUUUUGCGUGGAAACAGCUGGGAACAGACACGUGCAGUUUUUCAUCAAAAUGAGAUUUAAGAAAAAAAGUGCGUUAAAACAGCUAGAAUUUUAAUAAUCUGCCCGGCAUGACUGUGAAAAUUAAAACGUGGAUAAUUUUCUGGAUUUCCAUUUAUUUUUUUUUUCCACAAUAUAUGUCGGCUUGGAAUGUGAUGUAAUGCAUACAUGUGUAUUUUUAUGUGAGAAAAUGCGUAUGGUGCAUUAUAAUGUGCAGCUGGAGUAUUGAUAGUAAUUCACGAAAUUCCCAGCGUGGACUAAAGUGCUUGAAACAUGGGCGAGAUAUAAGAUUGAAUGUGCAGUGAUCACAGGAAAUAGUGAAGUGCAAUUGAGCAAUAAUGACUUCAAAUGUUUUCAGGGUUAUAAAUAACUUGUGUAUUGUGGUCAUAUUGUAUAUACAUGAUAGGAAUAAACACCGGAUUUGAACUGGUGUUGAUUAUUUUUGGCAUCAGUUUUUAUUGAUCCUUGUGAAAUUGGAAUAGAUACUUCCAUUAGUUAAAAAUUUAUGGGCUUAUACUCUAGACUAUAUGGUUCUAUAUGGGCGUUAAGAGUUUCUUGGGAGGUAAUCUUGACUUAUUAAGUGGACAAUAAUCAUUAUGAGAGGCUAUUUCGGUAAAGGCCUGUUAUGGCUGUAGGAAUUAAUUUGAAAUUAGAGAGCUCUCAAGAUUGUUUGUUUAUGUGCAUAAACAAGGAGGACCUAAUUUAAUCAAGAGAUAUGCAAAUAUUUGAAGAAAGUGGAUUCUUUAUACAAAUGCUACUGUAUCUUGUAAGUCAACAAGCGCAGAAUUUAUCUCUACCAGGGAGGUUUGAAAUGCUUGGAAUAUUGGCAAUUUGUGUGUUUUUCAGAACUUCGAAAAUGCCAGUUUUCUGAGAUGCAUAGUAUACAAAAUAGACGGUAGCAGCAGAAUGGCGGAUGCAACAGCAACAGGGACAAUGGAUGCCACUUCGUCAUCAGGAAGCGUGGAGUCCACGAGUAUUGUGCCAACAUCUUCAGACAGUGUUAUAAAAGAUAGUUUAACAUCUAGUGCAGUAGGUCAAACUUCACUGCAGACUAGUUCUGAUGUUCCUCUUACUGACUCCACUCAGUUUCCUAUGCAACAUGCCACACAGAUGCUUCCUGGCAACCAGGUUCCCAUGGCAACAACUGACCCAGUUUCUUUUACAAGUGAUGAAGUUCAAGGUCAAACCUUACAAUCACAAUUACAGUCAGGGAAUAUACAAAGUAGUCAGUCAUUGUUGCCAAGCAGUAGUACAGUAAAUGAUAUUAGUGCUAGUGAUACCUUAAACAGUGUGCAAGAUACGCAGUCUGUUAUUCCAACAAAAUCUAGUGACAGUCAGUCUGUUAGUACUGAUGUUACUAAGUCUUCAACAGUGUCAGAUAAAACAGUGUCUUCUGUACUAGCUGAUGAUGAAACUAAAAAUUCCAAUGGCGAUAAAAGUGUUUUAGGAGUAACGAAAACUCUGGCUGGUAGUGUUAAGCCUACAGAUUCUGUGUUGCCGCCAGUGACUUCGGCAGAUACUGUGGAUAUAUUACCGUCAAGUUCUGAGUCAUCCACUGUCAUGACUGGGGCAGUGUACAGCACAAACACACCCACUACAUUCUCAUCAGCUGCCCAGAGCUUAGAUACUAUGUCCCUGAAGACAACAGAAGCUGUACCUUUUCCACCAACGGGUAAACCCAUGGUUCCUGAAGCCUCUGCAGAUUCUACUAUACUUGGAGGUGGAUUGUCUGACAACAUUAUCUAUAUUGGAGUUCCACUGUGUGGAUUAGGAAUCCUCAUAUUGCUUAUACUGUGUAUUAUCUGUAUAAGGAGGAGAAAGUCAAAGGCAAAGGGUUCUCCAGCAAAGAAUCGUGUCCAGGAUUUAUGGGUAAACAAUGCCAGACAAGAUAUUCCACUGACAUCACCAAGUUCAGUUCCUGAACAAAAUGGCGGGGAGGCAGUUCUGCCAGAUGAUAUAGCAAAAUGGCAGAGAGGGGAGACAAUCACUGGUGUAAGGAAAAGAAAAGGUAAAAAGAAAGACAAGAAUAAGGAGGUAAAUGACGACCAGAAAAGUGCUGGUUUAUCCGAUACUGACAAAGGGUGUACGACGUAUGAGGCAGUGUUUGAUUACAAAGGAGAACUGAGUACCCAUUUACAGCUGAAACAGGGUGACCUAGUGCGAGUACACCGGAAGGAGGCUGCUGGUUGGUGGAGAGGAACUGUAGGGGACCAGACUGGCUGGUUCCCUAGCAACUAUGUACAGGCUGCACCGCCAGGUAAAAUACUCUUGCUUUAUCAUUUUAUAUGAUUUUUAGAGAAAUUC